This is a messenger RNA of Penicillium diatomitis, 456 nucleotides long. Its product is annotated as CFEM domain-containing protein. The transcript has 3 exons. The record is from RefSeq and is a predicted model, not a curated record. The annotation marks the transcript as partial. Lineage: Eukaryota; Fungi; Ascomycota; Eurotiomycetes; Eurotiales; Aspergillaceae.
AUGAAGUUUUCAAUCUUGGCUGCGAUAUCUGUUGUCGAAUUCGCCCUGGCGCAGAAUCUCACCCAGCUUCCGUUCUGCGCAAUUUCCUGCGCAUUUCGAGCAAUCGCUUCAGCUGGAUGUAGCGUGACCGACGCAAAGUGUAUAUGCACCAAAGACUCGUUCUUCACAGACAUCAACUCCUGUCUGACAACUUCGUGCAGUGGAGACAACAAACAAAAAACCAUCGACUUUGCUCGCUCGUUCUGCGGCUCAGCAGGUGUCUCCAUUCCAACUCCUCCGAGGUCAUCCGCACCAGUGGCUGCCCCAACGAGAGCUGCUUCAUCGACGACCGUCUUUUCGUCGACGGCCGUCGCGACGACCAUCUCUAGUGCCACUGUCUCCGUCAUUAGCAACGGCCAUCCCAACGAUCAAUAUGUCACAAACAACGUCCGGCUUCCGAUCACCCAUGUGCUCGUU